Molecule: messenger RNA, 224 nt
Organism: Dentiscutata erythropus
Lineage: Eukaryota; Fungi; Glomeromycota; Glomeromycetes; Diversisporales; Gigasporaceae
Source: the annotation of a GenBank genome assembly
GGCAACUUCAGCAUCUUCUUAUAUAUUUGCACCUAGUUGGUUAACGAAUCUAAAUAAUAAAACUGGUCCCGCAACAACUAUCUUAAGUCCAGCACACGUAUCAACGAUUGAAGGUAAUUCUAAUACAAACAACGAGACCAACGAGGAAGAAGUGGUGGUGGUUGGUUCAAAAAAUAGGGAUGGGUUAGGGGUUAUUAAGCAGGUUAGAGAUAAUAUGGUAAAAG